Molecule: messenger RNA, 1188 nt
Organism: Mandrillus leucophaeus (drill)
Lineage: Eukaryota; Metazoa; Chordata; Mammalia; Primates; Cercopithecidae
Gene: PON3
Product: paraoxonase 3
Exons: 9
Coding region: 113-1096 (327 amino acids)
Cellular component (GO): extracellular region
Molecular function (GO): arylesterase activity
Source: RefSeq, a predicted model, not a curated record
CCCGAGACCAUGGGGAAGCUGGUGGCGCUGGUCCUGCUGGGGGUCGGCCUGGCCUUAGUCGGGGAGAUGUUCCUGGCGUUUAGGAUUGGGUUUUAUCUUCUACAGAGAAAGGAUGAGUGCCUCUCGAGAAGUGGAGCCAGUAGAACCUGAAAACUGCCGCCUUAUUGAGGAACUUGAAAAUGGCUCUGAAGAUAUUGAUAUACUUCCUAGUGGGCUGGCUUUUAUCUCCAGUGGAUUAAAAUAUCCAGGCCUGCCAAACUUUGCACCAGAUGAGCCAGGAAAAAUCUUCUUGAUGGAUCUGAAUGAACAAAAUCCAAGGGCACAAGCACUAGAAAUCAGUGGUGGAUUUGACAAAGAAUUAUUUAAUCCACAUGGGAUCAGUAUUUUCAUCGACAAAGACCAUACAGUGUAUCUUUAUGUUGUGAAUCAUCCCCACAUGAAGUCCACUGUGGAGAUAUUUAAAUUCGAGGAACAACAACGUUCUCUGGUAUACCUGAAAACUAUAAAACACGAACUUCUCAAAAGUGUGAAUGACAUUGUGGUACUUGGACCAGAACAGUUCUAUGCCACCAGAGACCACUAUUUUACCAACUCCUUCCUGUCAUUAUUUGAGAUGAUCUUGGAUCUUCGCUGGACUUAUGUUCUUUUCUACAGCCCAAGAGAGGUUAAAGUGGUGGCCAAAGGAUUUUGUAGUGCCAAUGGGAUCACAGUCUCAGCAGACCAGAAGUAUGUCUAUGUAGCUGAUGUAGCAGCUAAGAACAUUCACAUAAUGGAAAAACAUGAUAACUGGGAUUUAACUCAACUGAAGGUGAUACAGUUGGGCACCUUAGUAGAUAACCUGACUGUCGAUCCUGCCACGGGAGACAUUUUGGCAGGAUGCCAUCCUAAUCCUAUGAAGCUGCUGAUCUAUAACCCUGAGGACCCUCCAGGAUCAGAAGUACUUCGCAUCCAGAAUGUUUUGUCUGAGAAACCCAGGGUGAGCACCGUGUAUGCCAACAAUGGCUCUGUGCUUCAGGGCACCUCUGUGGCUUCCGUGUACCGUGGGAAAAUUCUCAUAGGCACCGUAUUUCACAAAACUCUGUAUUGUGAGCUCUAGACGCUAGAUGGUUAAAAAAAAAAAAAGGUCUACAUAUUUGGUAAAAGUAAGCUGAUAAUUGUAUAAGUGGAACUGCAAGUAAAUAGCAAACA